AUGCGCUCUAUCCUCCUCCUCUUCGCCACGGCCGCCACGGCCAAGGUGAUGGAUAGUCUCCCCGCGGUUCCAAAGGGUUGGGCUGAGGUGCGCCAAGCUUCUCCCGACGAUUCCGUCACUUUGCGCGUCGGUCUACAGCAGCAACACGCGACCGCGUUAGAGCAAGCCGUACUGGAGAUCUCGACCCCCGGUCACCCGAACUAUGGCAUGCAUAUGUCGCGUGACCAAGUCCGGUCUUACACGGCGCCGACGGAGCAAUCGGUUUCGUCCGUGGUGAAUUGGCUCUCCGAGAGCGGCAUUAAGCCGUCGGUGAACAAUGAUUGGAUCACCUUCACCACCAACGUGAAGACGGCCAACGAUCUGCUGAAUGCGAACUUCGCCUGGUAUCAAUUUGAGGAGAGCAAAAGUCCAAAGCUGCGGACAUUGUCAUACAGCGUUCCCGACGAGCUUGCCGGAAACAUUGAUCUAAUCCAGCCGACUACUCGGUUCGGUCAACUCGGUGCUAAGAAGUCGACCAUCUUUGAUUUGCAAAUCCUUGGAGACGAGGAAGAUGCUGCUAUCGAGGCAAAUGUCGCCAUCAAGGCCGCUGACUGCAAUACCUCGAGAAUUACGCCGGCCUGCCUUAAGUCGUUAUACAAUAUCAAGUACACCGCGUCCACCGAGGGCAACUUGGUUGCUUUCGCCUCUUACCUAGAGGAGUACGCACGAUAUUCCGAUCUUCAAUCUUUCGAGUCGCAGUACUUGACCUCAGCCGCUGGUCAGAACUUUACCGUUCAGCUAGUUAAUGGAGGUUUGAACGACCAAAGCAGCAGCGACGACAGCGGAGAGGCUAACCUUGACGUGCAAUAUGUCCUGGCUAUCAGCAGCCCUGUGCCAAUCCUCGAAUAUAGCACCGGUGGUCGUGGACCUCUUGUGCCCACCACCGACCAACCUGGUCCGUCAUCGAACGAGCCUUACUUGGAGUUCUUGACAUAUCUCCUCGACCAAGAAGAUUCGGCCUUACCGCAGACGCUCUCUACUUCCUAUGGAGAGGAGGAGCAGUCGGUACCAGCGGAGUACGCCCUCAAGGUCUGCAACUUGUUCAUGCAGCUCGGUGCUCGCGGUGUCAGCGUUUUAUUCUCGUCCGGUGACUCCGGCCCCGGCGAUUCAUGCAUAAGAGAAUCUGACAAAGCGCCUUAUUUCCAACCCUCAUUCCCUGCCGGAUGCCCCUACGUCACCUCCGUCGGCGCCACGUACAACGUCGAGCCCGAACAGGCCGUCAGCUUCUCGAGCGGUGGUUUCAGCUCCCUUCACGCCCAGCCGGCAUGGCAAGCGGAUGCGGUGAACGCGUACCUCAGCUCGAUCGGCAGCACUUACUCGGCUUACUUCAACGCUUCCAACAGAGGAUUCCCCGACGUCGCGGCGCAAGGAAGCCGGUUCGCAGUCAUCGACAAGGGAAGGUCCGCCCUGCUAUCCGGAACCAGCGCAUCCAGCCCCGUGUUCGCUGGUGUAGUCGCUCUCCUAAACGCCGCCCGAAAGAGCCAAGGUCAGCCACCGUUAGGAUUCCUCAACCCGUGGCUGUACAACAACAGCGCCGCUCUAAUCGACAUAACGUCCGGCUAUGGAAGCGGCUGCUCCGGCAACUCUGCCUUCCGUAACGGCGCGAGAUGGAACGCUACCGCGGGUUGGGAUCCCGUUACCGGGUUGGGAACUCCCAACUUCGAGAAGUUGCUCGCCGCCGCUGCGCCGGGUGUGGAGAAUGCGUAA
Messenger RNA from Annulohypoxylon maeteangense, 1746 nucleotides. RefSeq names its product tripeptidyl-peptidase. Gene Ontology annotation, molecular function: serine-type endopeptidase activity; tripeptidyl-peptidase activity. Lineage: Eukaryota; Fungi; Ascomycota; Sordariomycetes; Xylariales; Hypoxylaceae. The transcript has 3 exons. The coding region runs from base 1 to 1746 and encodes 581 amino acids. The record is from RefSeq and is a predicted model, not a curated record. Gene Ontology annotation, biological process: proteolysis.